Molecule: messenger RNA, 1548 nt
Organism: Monosiga brevicollis MX1
Lineage: Eukaryota; Choanoflagellata; Craspedida; Salpingoecidae
Exons: 11
Coding region: 1-1548 (515 amino acids)
Biological process (GO): microtubule polymerization
Molecular function (GO): tubulin binding
Source: RefSeq, a predicted model, not a curated record
AUGGCAACGGGAUUUGACCGCCGCCCCUUUCCCAACACUCACAUCUCUGACGCUGCGUGUAUCUUUGUCUUCUCUGUCUCCGUCUCUGUCUCUGUCUCGUCUCUCUCUCUCUCAAGCUCUCUCAAGCUCUCUCAAGCUCUCUCUCUCAAGCUCUCUCUCUCCAGCUCUCUCUCUCUCUCUCUCUCUUUAUUUUUUUUUCUCUCUCCAGCUCUCUCUCUCUCUCUCUCUCUCUCUCUCUCUCUCUCUCUCUCUCUCUCUCUCUCUCUCUCUCUCUCUCUCUCUCUCUCUCUCUCUCUCUCUCUCUCUCUCUCUCUCUCUCUCUCUCUCUCUCUCUCUCUCUCUCUCUCUCUCUCUCUCUCUCUCUCUCUCUCUCUCUCUCUCUCUCUCUCUCUCUCUCUCUCUCGAACACACACCCUGUCCACUUGCGAGGAUCGAGUGUUCGCGGCGGCACACGGAGUGAUUGGUCAAGUGUUGUCGGGUUGGGUUUCGUGUCGUGCGCGUUUGGCCCUGUUCUCGUGCAUUUGGAAGUCACACGAGACGGCCCGCCAUGCCGAGCCCCCGAGUCACACCGAGGCCGUGCAUAGUGUGCCUCGCCAGGAGAACGACCCAGGCCAUGAUAACAGCUCGACCUGGCAGCGCAACUCCCACAAUCCAACUCAUGCACCUCGUGCCAGCUCAAGCAGUGGUCACCGGGUCCUUCCCCCGACCCCGGCACAAGAAUCCCAGCUCGCCAAACAGCGCCUGUCAAAGGAGUUUACGCCUCAAACCAACGUGUAUGGCCCUGGCAAGGUCUCGGCGCGCCGUAGCAGUGAAAGUUAUGGGCAGCAUGGUGAGCGUGACACAUCGGGACGGACCGUCAAUCCACUGACAAACAUGCCAGAAGGGCUUGCCAAGCAGAAGUUCCACGUCUCUACGAUGUCCAUGAGUGAAGAAUACAUGCACGGUCGAGGCAAAUGGCGAUCCAAUCAUGGCGUUAGCGAGCGUGACCCUGUUGGCAAGCUGCCCGGCUUCCAACCGGGCAUGACGGCGGAGCAGGUCAAGACGUAUAAGGAAGCUGGAAACUGGAUUUCUUCCUUGCGCGUUCAAAACGAUACGCCCCAACGCAUCGCGACUCAUGACAAAUGGUGGCGCCCCACCACCGCCGACAAGGAGAUUGAUGUACAUGAGGAACACGUGACCAUGCCGGAAGUUUAUCACCGCCUCACAAAUCACGGAAGCUAUACCGGCACGCACAAGGCCCGAUUCGGCAAGGAUGGUGUGGGCCUUGGUCUCGAGGGGCGUCGUGAUGACGAUGAGACUAAUGUAGCCAUUGCUGGCCAAGCCAUCAUCACCCGUGAAGUUGACGAUGAAAUGGAUCGUCCGCACCGCCCCGCCAUGCCCUGGGAGGCUGAAAAGAAAGCGAUGCGCUCGUCGACGACAAGUGCAGGGCCCUCACGCCCCGUCUCUCGUGCUGGUGCAAAGAGCAAGAGCGACUCCGUCUUUAUGCGUCUCUACGAACCAGCUCGCGUCCACGUCAGUAAAACUUUGAUCGCUUCUGCACUGGCUUGA